AUGAUAGACGAAUGGAAGCGUCUUUAUAGUGAUAAUGAGGUUCAACUAGAUCAGAUCAAUGAAUUUUCAGCAACAUAUACGCCUGAACAAGCAGUUAGAUGGUGUACAUGUGAUUCGUUCUUUUAUCGUAUAGUGAAUCGAGCUUUGCGCACACAGACAAUCGAUACAAUCUUUAUUUUUUAUCCAUUCAUUGGAGAUCUACACGAUGAACGCGUUUCCUUACAUCGAGAGUUUCUCGAGCUUGGAGCGCCUAAUUUCCUCAACGUGUAUCGAGGUCAACAUAUCCAUGCGGAUGGGCUACGAAAGAUAACUAACAAUAUAUGCGGUCUCUUAUCAAUGAAUUCUUUCUUUUCGACUAGUUUUGAUCGCGCUUUGUCACGUGUACUUGCACAACAAAAUACUGCUCUAGAAUCGAUUCUUUACGAGAUUACGAUUGAUACGGAUGUACCAGCUGUGCUGUUUAGCAAUGUUGGAGAACAUAGUUAUCUUCCCGGGGAACAGGAAUUCAUUUUCUCGGUGGUUGCCGUAUUUCGCGUGGAGUCAGCUUGCCAAGAGAUUGAUGAAUAUGGAAAUGUGUGGAUUGUAAAACUACGUUUGAUUGAUGAGCGUACUGAACAACAAUUGACUGAUCUUUUAGACUAUUUUAAGCAUGAUAUUGGCGAGAGAGGCUCUCUUUUAACACUCGCUGAAUUACUAGCCGAAAUUGGCGAUUAUGAAGGCUCUAAAAAAUUUAUAAAACGAAUUCGUACCGGUUUUUCCACUGACGAUCCAGAGCUACUCGAUCUAUUCGACGUUGAUGAAAAUAAAAUUGAAAUUGCUAUAUCGUUACUUGAGAAAAAGCUAACGACGUAUGAAUCGACUAAAGCGCCGUGUAUGCCUGCUGGUGAUAUGCUAAAGGCCAAGAUACUUAGCAAUGCUGCAAUUACCCAGUGUGAUAUUGGCAACUAUGAUCAAGCUACGUUGUUAUUUUGUCGCGCAAUUGGCCUUGGCAAAGCAUCUCCUUCUUUGGAUAAGAGACGAAUUCUCUCAAGCUUGAUCAACAUUGGUUCACUGAUCUACAAAAAGGGAGACAUCAUGAAAGCACUAGAGAUCUACCAAAAGGCUCUUGAUGCGUUCGAGGGUGUACAAGUGCCUGCUACCCAUCCAAUGUUAGCGGAUAUUCAUGAUCGAAUAGGGAUUUCGAAUGAGCGUUUAGGAAACGCGCGAGAGGCUAUUUCGCACUACGAGAAGUCGCAUGCUAUUCGUCUUCUCAGUUUACCUGCCGGGCAUUCAAGCCUGGCUCGUAGUCACUCAAAUUCAUGUCGGAUACAUCGAGCCAAUAGCAAUUAUCCAGUUGCCCAUCAUCAUUUUAAGAGUGCUCUAGCGAUUGAGGAACGGCCAGAAUCACGAACCGAUCCAAUUGAUCUCUUCAACACUCUCACUGGAUUGGCCAACAUUUCUCGACGUCAGGGGAAAUCCAAUGAAUCGUUACAGUAUUUAGAACGAGCCACAAGCUUGGUAAUAUCUGAUAACCAUCCUGAUAUGGCCCAAAUUCACCAACUGAUGGGCGCAUUGCAGUGCGAUCUUGGAAAUUUUGACAAGGCUCACGCAGCGUUUCAACAAGCAAUUGUCAUCAGCAGGAAAUCGAACAAUGAUCUUGAAUUAGCUGAGAUCUUGGUUGAUUUUGGUCGAGUACAAUGUAGAAUGGAUAAGAUCGAGCAAGCAAUCAACUCCUUUCGUCGGGCAUAUGUAAUUCGAUAA
Messenger RNA from Rotaria socialis, 1740 nucleotides. The record is from the annotation of a GenBank genome assembly. Lineage: Eukaryota; Metazoa; Rotifera; Eurotatoria; Philodinida; Philodinidae.